Molecule: messenger RNA, 785 nt
Organism: Purpureocillium takamizusanense
Lineage: Eukaryota; Fungi; Ascomycota; Sordariomycetes; Hypocreales; Ophiocordycipitaceae
Product: RBR-type E3 ubiquitin transferase
Exons: 1
Coding region: 42-785 (247 amino acids)
Source: RefSeq, a predicted model, not a curated record
CCAACGGUCUCUCUACAGAAGAGGCAACAGAAGAGGCGCAGAUGCGCUUCUCAGGCCAUCCGUCCAUCCAGUCGCUUCUACGCGCACAAGAACAAGAGCUACAGCGGUUUCUAGCCUUUCAACAGAGGACGAAAGAUGUCACGGCGACGCGACGCGCAGAACGCGAGGCCACCUUAAACGACCAGCACAUCACUCAAGAGACGGAGUUGCAAGAAACACAGGCCAGAGCAACAGCCGAGCUAGAAGAUCAACAGAUUGCCGACGAGAUGGAGCUGAGGGCAGCCCUGGAUCAAAGCCAGCGAACCAUUAACAUGCGGAUCAAGCACAUGGAGGCCUAUUGCGAUGGUAUGGGGCAAACCCCGACCGAGGCCAACUUGCCACCCCGCGUGGUGACAGAACAGAAUCUUCGAGAUUUGGGGCGCCAAUACAAUCUCCGCGAAGACAUGGAGCGCCAACACACCUCCAAGAUCAACAUGAUGCGGGACCGGCAGUCCAAGAGGAUGGAAGACCUCAUCGAGCGCCAGGAAGAUGAGCUUGAGAAGCUCGCAGGAAAUCAGAUAAAAGAGCAGCACGCACUACGCAACGACCUUAUCUUGGAAGAUGAGGCCGUUGGGAGCGUUUUUCAGUCUCGUCAGGCAAGGCUAACGGCGCGAUGGGCUCUUGCCAUCAAAGUGUUGUGUAAAGAACUUCAAAUCACUGACGGUGUAAAAUACGCUGCGGUAUCGCCACCGAGUUGGCCCAGUGAGGACAUGGCGGACACGAAGGAUGUUUCAACGGAACAGUAG